AUCUGGUAAACCCUGAGUUCAGGAUGGCACAGUCAGCAUCUGGGUGUGAGAGAUGUAAUGAUAAUCCAGAUGUGCAACAUGAGUUAAUAUGUAACCAAGGUGACCUCUUCCCAUUUCCUGGUUUUAUCGUCAAUAACAAAAAUGAUGUUGAAGAUUAUACUCCAAUUACCAAGAUUCCAUGUGGGUCUGUCCUGACUUGUGUCAAUUCUGCCAAGUCUACUGAAGAAAGCUCAAGCACUGCUACCACAAAAACCCCUCCGAUUGAGCCAUCUGUGUCUCCUGAAAUCCAAUCCAGUUUGUGUCGAUCUGUGCUUGUUUCAGGAGCCACACCUUCGACUUGUUAUGGUGCCGGGCAUGUAAUCUCUGGGGUCAUUGACAAGAGAAAAUGCAAGGCCAGGGGAAUUCUUUCUGUAGGACGUAGAAACCCCCUUGAAAGGGACAUCCCAGAAGACAAUAUUGAUUGCAUUAGUUAUGGUAAAAGGGGAAAAGGCAUCUUUGGAAAAUCUAGACCCUCUAUGAUUCCUUUUCCUGCUGAAGCUACAAUUAGUUGGCAUUUGUCACCAUCUUCUGCUGGCAAAACCAAUUACCCAAAAGGAUUGCGUCAAUCUUCAAAAAUAGUUGAAUCUGCUAUAAUCCCGUCAUGUUCUUCACCCAGGGUCCCCCCUUCUUGCACACAUAAUCCUAAGUUUCAAUGUCUAUUAGAGCCUAUAUCAAACAAAGUGGUAAAGAAACCAUCCGCAACUUCUCCUUGUGACACUCCUCACCACGGAGCUGUUAUUUCACAAGAAGAGAUAACAUCAUCCUUCAAUUUCAAUGCAGAAUGGUCUCCAUUUUCUGCAUGCUCUUUAAGUAGUGGGAAUGUUAUGCAAACUCCAAACUCGGAUUCAAGCUUAGAAAGGCGCGGGAGUUUAUGUUGGCUGAAGGAAGGCAUUCAAUUGAAUCAUAAGUUUAAAUCUGACCUUGAUCAAGUGACAGAUGUUUUUCAACAUGAAAGCUUAUCCCUUGAGGAUGAUGCAUCACCAUGGGAUCCACCAUCUUCUGAUCUUACAAACCUUAACCAUCUCAGAGAAAAUUCGGAUAGUCAUGCAUCGUGGGUUUCCAACUCAACUUCAGGGAACGUGUCAGAGUCACAGAUGCAUAUAUCUUGGAGGGAUGGACUCAUAAGUGAUGCUUUUGAUAAGGACGAUUUAGAUUGUUGUAGAUUGUUGUCAGACGAAGAAAUGGAUGCUGAUGAACUGUUAAAGUCUCAUAUGCUUUUCGAGCACAAAGUACAAGCUGAUGGAAACGACAAAGAAACUUCACUUCCUAUUCAAUUAAACCCUUGUGCAGAGUCUAUCUGCACUGAUGACAGCAGACUAAUUGCAUCUGGGGACUCGGACUGGACUCUCUACUACAAAAAACCAGUCAUUUGAACUGUCUUCCAUAUUUACUUAAAGUAAGUUUGCCCCGUCUUAUUAAUUUAUAUCUUAUCAUUUCAUAUAGAAGGUUAGCAUGUUAUGUUUGUUUUUCACGAACAUUAACAGGUAAGAAUAAGUUACUGGAAACGAUCUCAAGAUCCAUGUCAUUUUUCAGUUAUUCCCAGAAAGAGGCAAAAAAGAUGGAAAAACUAAUUGUCAAGAAACUUUAGUAAUAUACAUACAC
Molecule: messenger RNA, 1641 nt
Organism: Cynara cardunculus var. scolymus (artichoke)
Lineage: Eukaryota; Viridiplantae; Streptophyta; Magnoliopsida; Asterales; Asteraceae
Exons: 2
Coding region: 24-1412 (462 amino acids)
Source: RefSeq, a predicted model, not a curated record